This is a messenger RNA of Varanus komodoensis (Komodo dragon), 980 nucleotides long. It is a transcript of the gene NDUFAF3, whose product is annotated as NADH:ubiquinone oxidoreductase complex assembly factor 3. The transcript has 5 exons. Gene Ontology annotation, cellular component: mitochondrial inner membrane. Lineage: Eukaryota; Metazoa; Chordata; Lepidosauria; Squamata; Varanidae. Gene Ontology annotation, biological process: mitochondrial respiratory chain complex I assembly. The record is from RefSeq and is a predicted model, not a curated record. Bases 22 to 552 code for a protein of 176 amino acids.
GCCUUGGGUGCUUCUGCCGCGAUGGCCGCGCUCAGGCUGCUGGGCUCAGCUGUGGGCUGGAGGCUCGCGGCUGCAGCCAGGCCCAUGUACCCCAGCAGGCAGCCACAGCGGGGUCACCGUCUCACGCCCUCAGAUGAUGAAAUGUACCAGAGGACAACCAUCCAGCUUUUGGAAAAAGAGUCCCCAGACAUCAUGUACAUCGAAGGUUAUACCAACCGGGGCUUCACCAUCAGCAAGAACAUGGUGGUGGGACCUUGUGCUGUCUUCUCACAGGCCAUCCUCCAGUGGAAUGUUGGCACGUAUGAGGAUAUCAAUGCUGAGAGCCUUGCCCUGUUCCGCCUCCUGGAGCCCAAGAUAGAAAUCCUGAUACUGGGCACAGGAGAUAAAGUGCAGAGGCUGGAUCCUGCAGUCUUGAAAUUAAUGCGUCAGUGUGGGAUUGCCGUGGAAGUACAAGAUACGCCCAAUGCCUGUGCAACUUUCAACUUCUUGAUAACUGAGCAACGUGUGACAGCUGCUGGACUCAUCCCACCUACUAUGGUUACAGGUGGCUGAGUCUUUUAGGGCAAGCUGAAGAGUCCCUGGCUGGGAAGAGCCUGCCAGGGCAGAAAAGGGAACUUGGCUGUCAUUCCUGCCACCUUCACUGCUGUGCCCGGCAGCCCCGCCUGCUUCCAAGCAGCAUCAGCCAAAGAAAGACGGAUCAUGGCCAAGCGUGUUGUUGCUACAGAGUGAAACACACCAUCCUAGUGUGGGACUGUGAGCUAGUCAAGAGUGGAGAAGAGGCAGAAUAUACUUGAAACAGUAUAAUCUGGCAGUGUGUGUGUUCUGGUUUUGCUUCUGUUCAUAUAAGAACAGGACUCAGUUGUGACUCAGCACUGAAAUAGCUGCUACUUUUUUGGAUGUUUUCCUCAAAGGGAAGAAAUGGACAUAUUUAGCCAUCUCCGCUGUACUUUGAAUCAAUCAGUCUUUCUCCCCAUUCCUUA